AUGUCAGCUUCCAUGGAUGACGCAUCUAUUCCUCCAGCUGUAUCCACGUCGACGACCCCAGCGUCUGCCGUUUCAUCUCCAGUUCCAAAGCGUCUUCAGGAAAGCAUCCGAAAUUUCAAUGGGCACCUGGAACAGCAAGCGGAAGGUCUGCAAACUAUCGCAGAUGACGCGGUUUCGCCGAGUAGCCGAGACAGCGAGUGGAAUCAUGGUCAGCAGAGUUCCAAGCAGCAUCGGCAAGGGGAGGAGCACGAGGCAAGACAAGGCUCAAUGGAGGGCCAGGAGAGUGAGGGCCUGCUAUGGUUUGAUCUCUCGCGUUUGCGACCAGUGAUCUAUGACCUCCUCACGGGUCUCGCAGUCAUAGUGGCAUUGAUCCUACUCAUGUCCUAUCUUCGUCCGCUGUGGAUCUGGGCCAACGGACGCAUUGACCUAAUUCAGCACACAGAAUGUCCAAUACAUUCACAAGACGGCAUGUCGGCUGGUCAUGUACCCUCGAAGAUCCAAGACGGAUUUGCCAAGGCAGCCUGGAUGUUGCCAAGGCAUUGGGAGGACUGGUCGAGUGAUCCACCUUUUCAGCCGUCCAGGGACAUAGGACUGGUCUAUUGGCCGAGAGCUACGCCUGCAGAUGAUCAUGUUCAUCGAAUAGAGAGGAGGCUCAGAAUGUCUCGAUCAGCCGUGGGUAGGCUACAAGACCUGGGGCAAAGCUCGCAACCGUCGAAAGCUGUGACUGUCCUGAGCGAAAUCGUGGGACCCCUGCUACCCUGCCUUGGAGGUGAGACAGCGGAGCAGCCACUCGUCCAUCAGAUCUACAACGAUACCAACAUGCCGACAUCAUGUAAAGUCAGUAUCUUCACUCGCUGGCACAACUUUCGUAAUUUACUGAAGAUCAUGGACAACACGGGCAGGCUGUACGACUGGAGCAUGGACUAUAUGGAAGCCAUAGAGACGGUCAGAAAGAGUCUCCACAACGUCACGCAAGAGCUGCAACUGGCGAGAGCUGCACUAUCUGGGGAACUAGAGAGGCAGAUUGUUACGAUUGCCGCGGAAGCAGUGAAGACCCGGCCUUUCUGGGAGCUGCCCUUCGGGCCCUCAAUCCAGACAAGGAGAUCAGAAUCAUCGAAUGGACUACCGACCCAAUUCGCAAGACGCUUCUACCACCUGGAUAAGAUUCAGAGUGCAUAUGCCUUCCUGCUCUGGUCAGAUUACCUUGUCCAGGUGAUGGAUGGAGUCUUAGUAGAUCGCAUCAAGCGCCUGGAGCAUAUCAGACACAGUGUUGAUCGUCUGGAGGAGCAUGGUGCUCGAAGCACGGUACGGCAUCUGUUUUCUCACGGCGCCUGGCAUGCGGCACGAUAUGGCAUGAUCGACAUCCUGCCUAUCACGGCUCUUGGGGUCUUCCAACAUGUGGAGACAUUGACGAAAUCAGGCGAGCAGCAUCAUUUUCGAGCUGCAGCUUGUGCCUGGACACAAAAGCAUAUGCCGUUGCACGAGCAUUGUACCUGUAAUAAUACUAAGCGCGGCAAGCGAUGGCAUGUCCUGCGGAUGACGGAAGAUCGGCUCGCGGAGCAGGCAGAGAGGCAGUUGAGGCACUACUUUUGGGAAGAGUUGGAGUAUGCGAAGAUCCAUUGGGACAGUAGUACGGAAGUGGAGGCGCGAGAAGAUGAAGCUGAGAUCAAAUGGAGGUGGCUGGACAUCAGGACACAUCAGAGUUGUAGGCCUGCUGGCAGUGAUGAUCGACCUUACAAUCCGUAA
Fulvia fulva is the source of this 1746-nucleotide messenger RNA. RefSeq lists its product as uncharacterized. Lineage: Eukaryota; Fungi; Ascomycota; Dothideomycetes; Mycosphaerellales; Mycosphaerellaceae. The record is from RefSeq and is a predicted model, not a curated record. The transcript has a single exon. The coding region runs from base 1 to 1746 and encodes 581 amino acids.